UCGCCAAAUAUAUCGCAGCCUCGUCUUCACGGGGUUUCUGGAAAGAAUACAGAAAGAAAAUAUGGCUCCCAUCUAGCUAUAACUGCAGUCCUCCUUGCUUCUUUGGGACAUUAAUGUAAAGCUGUCAUGGAGAAGCAGAGGAGGCAACUGACUCCAGAGCAAGAUGCCCUGGAGCACAUACUUGCUUGUAGAGACAAACACUUUCUGAAGGAAAGAUUUAUAGACUCCUUUAAAGGGAGAGGAUUGUUCACCCACAAGGCCAUUGAACCAUCCACAUUUGUUGUUGAAUAUCGGGGGAAUGUCUUUUUUCAUAAAGACACAAUGCCUACAACGGAAUGUAGUUAUACUCUUAACAAGUAUUUGUUUGAGUUUUCAUGGGAAGGAGCACAGUGGUGUGUUGAUGCCUCAAAGGAGGACAGGGCCCUUGGACGACUCGUGAAUGACAAUCACAUAAGUCCCAACUGUGAAAUGAAGACAAUGGUCUAUAAGGGAAAACCACACUUGUGCCUGUUUGCAGUGACAGAAAUAUUUCCUGGCGAGGAGAUUACUUACAACUACGGGGACGCAGCUUACCCGUGGCGCUCAAGGACGUCCUUUGAUGGAACCAGUACUUCAUACUCAGACUUUUAUGCUACUGCAUCAACACCAAGGACUGUAAGGUGUGAGUACUCGUCACCUUCCAGCUUUAAAAAUUCCUGCGCUGAUGAUGACGACAAGGAAGUACCUGACAGUGGAGCAAGUCAUGGCAAUUACGGUUUAAUCAAUAUCAACAGUCAAAUGGACUUCAGGGACAAUUCACCUUUGGCAGAUUUCUGCUCUUCUAAAGAGAUGACGGAGACCUUUAUGCAGCAACCAGACGAUGCCUCACACACCCAGCGGGAAGACAAGGCUGCUUCAGGAACUGAUGAAGAAUACAGACCCAGCAAGGCCACACGAAAACCCAAAGGCACUUCUAGCUCUAAAAAUUAUUGUUACAUUUGCGGGAAAAGUUUUUCUAAAGUUAUUCGUCAUCUUUUAAGGCAUUCUGAGGAAGCGCCUGAAAUCGCAGAAGCCUUGGCAUUACCCAAAGCCUCCAAGGAACGAAAAAGGUUAAUUAACGAAUUUCGUAACAGGGGAAAUUACCAACAUAAUCUAGAGGUGUUGAAGAACAACAGCGGAGACUUAAAAGUGAAGAGGCGACCAAAAGUCAUGGCGAUCAGUGCUAAAUCAUAUGUGCACUGUCUAUAUUGUAAAGGCAUGUUUAGACGUCAGGAGAUGUGGAGGCAUGUGUCCAGAUGUCCUUCUAAGAAAACGUCAAACACUGCAACGGGCAAAAAGACAAGAGUCUUAAGCGAGAUUGCUCUUGCAGAGUCACCAUUUUGUGAAAGACUUCCGCCCGCCGUGUGGAAGAUGCUCUUAAGUAUGAAACCAGAUGCGAUAUCAUCUGCGGUCCAAAAUGAUUUCCUUCUAAUGCAGCUGUGCUUGUACCUAUGCAAUAAGUAUGAAAAUCAUCCGAGCAAACAAGAGUACAUCAGACAGCAGCUGCGAGAAAUGGGAAGGCUUCUGUUAGCACUGCACAAAAAGUCAAUAUUUAGCAUCAAAGAUGCUAUCAGAUCCAACAACUUCUACAAGAUAGUUGAGGCAGUCAAAGAUGUCACCGGUUUCAAUGAAAAGAUGCAGAGCUACUGCAAGCCCAGUUUGGCUUUGAAGUUGGGACAUUCACUGAAGAAAAUGUGCGGAAUCGUCCUCACCGGAGUCGACGUCAGUGACGAGAUGAUGAGGGACACAAAGACGUUCAUGAAACUUUGUGACAGAGAAUGGUCACAGCUCGUCUCCCUCUCAGGACGAAAAUUAAGCAACCCGUCCACCAUACCGUUCACGCGUGAUAUUCAGGCGUUCUACAGCUACCUGGAAACAACAUCCGCUUCUGCCAUCAAAGGCCUGGAGAAGCAUGAAAACCCGGAGGUCUACAAUGCACUUUGCAGAGUGACUCUUGCACAAGUGUCGGUCCUAAGCAAAUGUGCAUCGGAGGUCUCCAAAAUGACACUAAAGACAUUCCAGCAGAGAGAAGACUCCACCCAAGUGUUGUCCAAGCACUUCAUCAGGAUAAAUAUUCAGAGCCGGUCCGGCCAAAACGUUGCUGUCCUGCUGACCUCUGAACUUGUCGGCGGAAUUACUCUGCUCAUGAGCAAGAGAGAAGCAUGUGGCGUACACAAAGACAACCCUUUCUUGUUCGCAAAGCCCAACUCGUCGCCCACGAGCCUCUUCCACGGAGUAAAAUGCAUCAGGGCUUUUUCUAGUCUGUGUCACGCAAAGAACCCAGAGCAUUUCAGGCCAAUGCAUCUCCACAAGCACAUCGCAAGAGUCUUCCAGAUUCUCAACCUGGAGAACGACGAGCUCGAUCACCUUGCUAAACUGUUGGGCCAUGACAUUCGGGCUGACAGGGACUAUUAUCGGCUGCCAGAGGCAGCUGUCGAACUUGCCAAAAUAUCGAAACUUCUCCUGGCAAUGGAAAAGGGCUCUCUUGAAAAAUUCAAAGGAAACUCUCUGGAGGAAAUGGAGAUUGAGGAUGAAUUGGAGCCAGAUGUGGAGCAGGGCAACCCUGAAAACUGUAAUGCUGAGGAGGACAAUGAAGAAUCAGAUCUUUUACUUCAGCAGAGUGAUGCUGUGGAACAACACGGCUUGCAACUGACUCCUGAGCAGGAUGCCGUGGAGCACAUAAAGGCUCGCCGAGACAAACCCUUCCUGGAGAAAAGGUUGAUGGACCCCUUUAAAGGGAGAGGUGUGUUUACCAAUGAAUCCAUUGAAGCGUCCACCUUUGUUGUUGAGUAUCAAGGGAACAUCUACUCUCUCAAAGAAACCAGGAGAAAAAAGUAUUGCGACACUCUGAACAACUAUUUGUUUGACUUCUUGUGGAAUGGAACAAGCUGGCGCAUUGAUGCUGCGAACGAUGACGAGACCCUUGGACGACUUGUAAAUGAUAAUCACAUAAGUCCCAACUGUGAGAUGAAGAAAGUUGUCUAUGAGGGGAAACCACACUUGUGCCUUUUUGCUUCGACAGAAAUAUCUCCAGGCGAGGAGAUCACUUACAACUACGGGGACUCCGCUUAUCCGUGGCGCUCAGGGGAACCCAGUGAGGAACUGAAUGCAUCACAAGGAGACCUAAAUGCCGCUGCAUUUUUACCGGAGCAUGAACGUGAUGAUGAUGAAGACUACGUACCUUCUGGAAGUGGCAACGACGAGCUGGGGCUUGAGCAACAGCCCAACGACGCCUCAUGCAUCCAGCAGGAUUACGAGUCUGACUACACUCCUGAUGACUCUACCUCUGAUGAAGAGGUUAAAGACCCCUACCUCACCAACAAAAACUACUGUUACGUUUGCGGGGUAGCUCAGACAAAAAUUUCCCGUCACCUAUUCACCCAUAGAAUGGAAGAGCCCGAUAUCGCUAGGGUAUUGAAGCUACGCAAGAACUCUAAAGAGCGAAAAGGGCAGCUGGAGAUGUUACGAAGCAGGGGAAAUAACCUGCACAAUCAAGAGGUUUUGCAGACUCGCUGCGGAGAGCUGAAAGUGAAAAGAAAAAACCCAAACACUCUCGCCACUGCAAAAGCAUUUGCGUCUUGUCUGUAUUGUAAAAACAUGUUCAAUCGUAAGGAAAUGUGGCGACACAUGAAGAGGUGUCCUACUAGGAAACUCUGCAAACCUCAAUCAGUGAAUACUAGAGCCUUAAUUCUGGUUGCUGCUGCGGAGUCAAACCCCCAAAACCUCUCACUGAAUGUGAGGACGAUGUUAAACACACUGAAGAAAGAUGAGAUUUCAUCCAAGGUCUUGAAUGACUCCUUGUUACUGCGGCUGGCACAUUGCAUGUACCCCAGGAAAGAGAGAAAAGCAAACAAAUUGGAAUGGAUCAAACUCAAGCUGAGGCAUAUGGGACGGCUCCUGUUGGCGUUAAAGGAGAAGUCGAUAUGUAGCUUCGAAGACGCCGUGAAACUCGAAAACUUCAGCAAAGUUGUCGAAGCCGUGAGAGAGCUUGCUGGCUUAAACGAGGAGACAAAGUCCUACAAGAGACCAAGCUUCCUAAAGACUUUGUGGAAUUCGCUCAAGAAAAUCGGCGAGAUCAACUUUGCCAGAGCUUGGAGAGAGAACGCCGGCAGCAAGACGAUAAAUGAUGCGGAUGCAUUCAUGAAGUCGUGUGCGAAAGAAUGGAGCUAUGUCUGUCCGCCAGUAUCGAAGGGCAACGCGCCAACCGUACCGUUCAUACACGAUGUGCAGCUUUUCCAUCAGUGCAUGGAGAAGACCGCAGCUUCGGCAGUAGAAAGUCUGACGCUGUACGAAAGCCCUCCGGUCUACAGUGCGCUUCUCAGGGUGACCGUUGCGCAGGUGUCUGUCUUGAACAAAAACUUGGCCCAAGUUUCACGCACAACGCUCGAGUCGUUCAAAGAGGCCGAGCUUGAGGAGGACACUGCCGUCAGCCGGUCGCAGUUCGAGCAAAUCCUUUCCAAGCCCACAGUGAGGGUCAACCUCGUGAGCAACAGGGGCAAAAAGGUUUCCGUUACGUUGACCCCUGAGCUGCUCGCUGCCAUAACGCUGCUUGUGAACAAGAGAGGAGCAUGCGGCGUGCAUGAAAACAACCCCUUCUUAUUCGGGAUCCCGGAGGCGCCGUGCACAAGCUUCUACCAAGGACAGCGGUGCACCCUCACGUACGCGACUCGCUGCGGUGCGAAGAACAAGGCGACCCUGCGCUCUGUGUAUUUCCACAAGCACAUUGCAAGACUUUUCCAGAUUCUCGGCCUCACGGGCGACGAGCUCGAUCAGCUGGCCAAGCUUUUGGGGCGGGACAUUCCGACCGACAGGGAGUAUUAUCGGACUCCAGAGGCGGCUGGCGACAUUGCGAAAAUCUCAGAGCUGCUGUCAGCGCUGGAGGAUGGAUCUCUCGAAAGGUUCGAAGGGAAAUCUCUUGAGGAAAUUGAGAUUCCAGAUGAAUUGGAGCCGGAUGUUGAGCAGGACACCCCUGUGAAAUGUGAUGCCGAGGAGGACAAUGAAGAAUCCGAAAGCUCUCUGAUGAGCAGUUCUCCCGUCACAAAAGGCUCCUUUUCGGUUACCAAAAGAAACCCUCGAGCGUCUUUCUCUGAGAAAUGUCGCCGAGGCCGGAGAAAGAGGCAAGAGAGUGAGGCAUCUGGGCUGGAUGAGGAUGAGAAAAAUGAAGAGCCGACCUCCGAGAAGGACGACGGGUCGGAGGAAACGCCUUCGAACCGUGCCGUCAACACACCUGAGGGAGCGGUGACUCGUGGCAACGAAGACGAGACAAACAUUUCCUUCAGUGAUGACGAUGAAGACAUGAAUGUGGACUUUGACAUGGACACAGAUGAGGAUGUCAGAAAUGAGGGAAAUGAAGAAGAUGGUGACCCAAGCGGUUCAGCAGCAACGCCUCUGACACCGGAUGUGACGGAGCAGGACAACAAGCGCCCCAGUGUUGCAGACCUCGAAGAGACCAUGGACAUCGACACAGCGAACAGUGUGGACAAAGAAGAUCAAAAGAAAGGAGAAAAGAACAAAUUAUCAGCUGCAGUGACUGGAAUGAAAGAAGUGAAGAUAUUAAUCCCCAAACUGGACAUUGAAAAGUUUAAGGCUCCGGUCCACGAUUCCCAGUUAUCGUCUGAGUGUAACUCCGUCAGGUCGCCGGGGAAAGAUCCGUCCAUCCAAGACGACAGCAGCCAGCGUCGAAUAUCCUCAAGAGUCACAAAAGUCAAAGACAAGCCAAGCGACGCAAAGGUGAUGCAGAUGAACUGCUCCCACUGCAAGAAGAGCAUGACGAAGGGCCAAACGGCUUUCCAGAAGAAGGGAUUUACGGACAUCUUCUGCUCCAAAAACUGUCUUUUCGAAAUGUUCCCCAUCAACAAACCAGUCGCCAAGACGUGCCAUCACUGUCUCAAGGCGAUAUGGCAGCCUCUGGACCUCAUCAUGGCUGCAGUGGACAUUAAGGGGACCAUGAAGGACUUCUGCAGUCCGACCUGUCUGCUGUCCUUUAAGUCCAACACUGUGUCCACCCAAACGCCACAACGGCUCUGCAGCAUGUGCAACAAAGCCUGCACUAUCAUGUGCCAGUUGACUCUGAACGAGGCCGUCCACACAUUCUGCGGCAACUCCUGCCUGGGCGACUUCCGCAGGGACUACAUCGCCGUCUGCGAGCACUGCAGCUCCACUUUUUGCCACAAACCGCUGAAGCUGAAGCUGAAGCUGGGGCUCGAGGAGGCCAAGACCGUCUGCAGUCAGGAAUGUCUGGACCAGUUCAAAGAGAAAAUCAAGACGCCCCACCAGUGCACCAUGUGCCACACUUCUCUGCCGGUUUCGGACAUGUUGGAUUUCAAAAGCGGCGAGAACGUGGUGCAGCUCUUCUGCACCAAAACCUGCGUGAAGUCAUACAUGCUGCGGCCCGCAGGUGGACACGGUCGUCAAGCAGAGAGAGAGACCACAGAUGAAUCGAAGAAGAAGAGAGCCACACAAACGAUACAAAUAGUGGCUGCUGAGAAAGUGAAGAAAAGCGAUGCGCCUGCCGCCGCCGAAUGGGACGCCAGGCCGCAGCUCAUCAUAGCGGAGUCGCAGGUUGUCUGCAGCAACUGUGGGAAGGAAAUAGCGAGAGGAAAGACAGUUCACCAGACGAAGAGCACCAUGGAGCUUUUCUGCUCGGUCCAGUGCCUCUCGGUGAAGCAUCCCAACAUCACGCCAAUCACCCAAAGCUGCUACAACUGCUUCCAGGUGAUCAUACGGCCUCACAGCAUGAUCCUGGCUCCGGUGGACGACUCUGGAGCUAUGAGGGAACUGUGCAGCACCGCCUGCCUCGCUUCCGUCAACUCCAAGAGGAACGCGGCCGGCCCCAAAGCAUCACAUCCAGGUGCAGGACCUCGUUCAGAGUGCAGGAUGUGCGGCAAGUUUUGCAAUUGCAAAUUCCACACGCAGAGACUCUGCAGCAACGCCUGCUUCAUCUACUACCACAGGGUCAACAAGUUGCCAGUGUCCGCCUGUGACGUCUGCAGCGCCAUCGGCCUCGACACACGGUACACGCUGAAGGUGGAGGACGGCAACAAGACCCUCUGCAGCGAGGAAUGUCUGGCCAAGUUCAAGGAGGAAAUGGAGGCGCUUCGGCUGUGCCCCAUGUGCCGUACGCCCCAUCAGUUGUCAGACAUGGUUGAAAAUAAAAACAAAGAGGGCAUGUUGGACUUCUUCUGCAGCAACAGAUGCGUGCUGGUACACAACGCUCAGUCUUCCAGUAUGUCAGAAAGGAACAGCCCAGCAUCUGAAGAGAAGGACGUCAAAGAAGUAAAGCCAGCGCUACCAUAUUUGCACUGUAUAAAAGAAGAGCCCGUUGACGAGGAGUACAACCAGAAUCUCCCAUCCUCCAUUUCCACAGAAGGCAUCAAAGAUGAGCCGAAGGCAGAAGAUGAUGUGGCGAAGGAGGACUUGAAGAUCGGUUCAGUCUUCUCCAUGACGGCAGACUCCUCCAUGUCCACGUCUCCAGCGCCCGCUGUCGCCCACCUGGAUUUGCUUGCGUCGUGCUCCGACUGCAAACGGUUCCUAAACGUCGGCGAGACCAUUUACCAGAGGAAGGGCCACGCGGACAUCUUCUGCUCCACGCCAUGCCUUUUGAGAUUUUACCAAAUUAAGCCAGUAAAUAAGACCUGCCAAUUCUGCCUCCAGGAGAUCACACAGCCUCAGGACGCCAUCCAGGCCCCGGUGGACAACGUGGGGACGAUGAAGGACUUCUGCUGCGUGACCUGCCUGUCGGCCUCCCACUACAAGAGUAUCGUGUCCACCAAAAUCCCCCUUGUGCCAGUCGCGUUACAGUCACAAUGCAGCAUGUGCAGCAGAUAUUGCAUCAGCAAACGGGAGGUCAUCCAGCAGGAAGUCAUCCACAAGAUCUGCAGCGACCCCUGUUUCCUCCGCUUCUGCACCCUGAACAACUUGUCCAUCUGUGAGAACUGCCGCUCCUGCUGCAGCGCGCCUCUCGCGCUCAAGAUGGUCGACGGCAGCAAGAAGCUGUGCGAUGCUGAGUGUCUGGCCCAAUUCAAACUGAAAAUCAAAACGCUGCAGCCGUGCGCCAUGUGCCACGCCUCCCGUGUAAUGGCGGAUAUGUUGGAAAACAAAAACGGCGAGGACGCCGUGGAGCUCUUCUGCACCAGCAGCUGUGUGAUGGCAUUCAAGAUCCAGGCCGUCAGUGCGUCAGGUGCUCCAUUAAAGUGUGACCAAUGUGGUAAGACGACAUUACCGGCCUGCCACCUCGCCAUGCCAGAUGCCUCCAUCAGAAACUUUUGCACUCUAACCUGUGCCAUGUCUUUUAAGGAGCACCAGAAAGACAUGAGUGCAUCCACUAACGCAGAAGGAGCCGCUGACCGAACCCAAUGCGACUUCCUUAAACCACCUGAGAAGCUGCCAUGCGCCCAGUGUCAGCGCAUUAUAAAGGCGACGCCCAAGGUCAUCCAGAAAAAGGACAAGAUGCAUUUUGUUUGUAGCCUGGCCUGUUCUCAAAAGUUUAAAAUGACCAACAACAUCAUCGCUAAGUGUGAAUAUUGCGAGAAUGAAAAGAUCAUCCGAGACGUCAAGAAGGUCGACGGCAAAGUUUGCUUCUUCUGCAGUGACGGUUGCAAGAUGCUCUUUCGACAGGAGCUGAAAAAGCAGUGGGGGGAACACUGUGGCUUGUGUGCUUACUGCCUGUCCAUCUCCAAGACGCGUGUGACGGCAAAGUAUGAAGGCGCCAACAAGGAGUUCUGCUCGGAAGACUGCAGCUUAAAUUACAAUAUGCUCCUCAGCCGCGUGGCACAGUGUGACACCUGCGGUCAAAAUGGUAAGCUGAGGCAGAGUCUUCCCAUGCUGGGAGAGGUCAAACACUUCUGUUUCCUGAGAUGUCUCCUCCAUUUCUGCAAUAAAAAGGUCCAGAUGGUCAACACCGUCUCUUCAUCUCCUAGACCUUCAGGGACAAUCGAGUCCUCUCCCAUCAUCGCUAACGUCAUUUCGCUUGCUAGCGCUUUGGCUAAACAGCCCAGUGCCUCUGCCAGCCCGACACAGCUCGUCUCUGAGCCUGACAUUCAAACAAAGAUCGUUGGACAUGCCAGUGUUCAAACAGUCCCCAAGGAGCUGAAGAACAAAUCCGUUCUCUGCAUCCCGUUGGUCCACAACAAAGGAGUCUCCUGUACGACUCAGACUGUCGACACAGAGACACAGACAGACACCUUUGUACCUAAAGUCAUAGUCCUGCCGGUCCCAGUGCCGCUGUACGUUCCUCUGCCUAUGAACAUGUACAGCCAGUACACACCGAAGCCCUUGUGCCUGCCCAUACCGCUGCCUGUACCCGUGUUUCUACCCACCCCGACUGUGAAAUCAGCGAAGGAGGAGAUCCAGCCGGACCAGCUGGAGGAAGAGCUCGGCUUCACGUCUGAGAUGAAGAAAGUGCACGAGAGAGAGGACAGAGUGGUGACAACAAAGGGACCAAGACAAGAGGGCCUCGCGUCAUCGGACCACAGCAGAAACUGUAGUGAUGACUUUGAUUCAGACCGUCGGCCCACUUUCAACCCCCAGGACGACUCUUCCUCUGACACCAGCUUCGGCUCGCUUAGCCGACCACACACCCACGAAGAAACACCUCCUCCUCCUCUGGAGAGGAGCGGGGGUCCCUUGAGCUCACCGGGCCCCGAACCGGCCCCUCCGCCAUCACAACAGACCUCGGGGAAAGUCCACAACAAGAACAAGGCUCCUAAACGGCAACAGUCACCCAGAGCAGCUACAGAGGAGACUUGUCAGAGAGAGGUCGUGUCGAGGAAGCACCACAAACUGAAGAGUCAAUGUGGAGUUGACGCCUGGAAGGGAUGGAUUCGGUGGAGGGAAACGCAAACAAACCUCAUUUCUCCUGACGCUCUGCCGUUAGACCAGGAUGUCCUGCGCUGCUCCGCGAGCGAGCUGAGCGACGGCCUCUGUUGUUUCAUCAGAGAAGUGAAGCGACCGGAUGGAGAGCCCUACUCCCCCGACGGCCUGUUCUACCUCUGUCUCAGCAUUCAGCAGUAUCUGUUCGAUAACGACCGUCUGGAAGACAUCUUCAAUGAUCUGACCUACAACAAGUUCGCCACAAAGUUCACCAGAAUCCUGAAAAGUUUCAAACCCUCGACCGCAGAUGGUGGCUACAUCCACUCCCGUGUGGAGGAGGGGUUUCUGUGGGACUGCAAACAGCUGGGGGCGUACUCUCCCAUCGUCCUCCUCAACACUCUGCUCUUCUUCUGCUGCAAGUACUUUGGAUUCACCACAGUGGAGCAGCACCGCCAGCUGUCCUUCGCCCACGUCAUGCGCUGCACCAAGACCAACCCGAACAACACCAACACCACCUUCCUGCGCUUCCACUUGCAUUCCAUAAACGAAGCAGAGACAGAUGGAGUUCCUGCCAAAAAGCGUAAGAGAAAAAAGGAUAUUUUGGAGAUGAUGGAGAACACGGAGAACCCUCUACGCUGUCCGGUCAGCCUCUACGAGUUCUACCUCUCAAAGUGCGCGGAGUCGGUGAGGCCGCGCACCGACCUGUUCUACCUUCUCCCGGAUCGCCGCUGCGUCCCCAACAGCCCCCUGUGGUUCUGCUCCACCCCUCUGGACGACGGCACCAUGGAGGCCAUGCUCGUACGAAUCAUGGCCCUCCGAGAGCUGCGGGGUCCAGAUGGAGGAGCGGUGGACCGGCAGACGUCAGGUGACGCACUGUUCGUACCUGAGGAGGACGAGGAGGACGAGGAGGAGGAGGAAUGACAAAGGACAUGUUUUUUUCUUUUUGUUCUUUUUAGAGAAGUGUUAAAUUUUGUAUACAAAACUCGAAAUACAGAAAUUAUGUCUCAAACCUACAAAAACGUAUAAUUUGUUGUCUUCUGCAGGUUUAAUUAAGAUCAGAUGUUUAAAUGUUUUACUUCUGAAAGCUCACAUCCAUGUUCUAGGAUUAAUUUAACUUCUGUAGUUUGAACCAUUUCAAACUGUGACCUAUCGGUGGGGUUUCACAGGACACUUUGACUUUGUGGCUGAGAUCAAACUUGUCUUCAGACUUCUGAUGGACUGAAUUCAUCCUCGCUCUUAAGCGCCAUCAAGCCGCUCGUUUCCGUCCCUUCAGCAGCCCUCCUUGAUAAGGACGUUCUAGGUUGUUUAACUAUACAAAAACGUUCCACUUGCAUAAAAUGUCAAAGCAAAGCAAGUGCUGUGGCUUCAGUUGUUCUGCUUCCCCUUGUCAUCACUCGCUCCACCACAUUGUUAACGGCCUUCUGAGCCGUGUUCCAGUGCCGGAUGUCUUCAGACUUCACAAGAGAGAAGAGAAGAAAAGGUUUACGUUAUAACUGCUGAUUUUACUGUUUGUCAAGUCUUUGGUUUGUCUCAGUUCGAGAUUUACUAAAAGAAAUAUUGAAAAGUCAUUCUUGUUUUACUUUAUUUUGCAUAUCUCAAAAAUGUAAAUAAAAUAAAAAAGACAUUACUAUUGUGCUGCA
Cyclopterus lumpus (lumpfish) is the source of this 11468-nucleotide messenger RNA. RefSeq lists its product as uncharacterized. The record is from RefSeq and is a predicted model, not a curated record. Bases 127 to 10749 code for a protein of 3540 amino acids. The transcript is spliced from 48 exons. Gene Ontology annotation, molecular function: zinc ion binding; protein binding. Lineage: Eukaryota; Metazoa; Chordata; Actinopteri; Perciformes; Cyclopteridae.